AUGAGUUCAUUGUUCAAUAUAUUGGAUCUGGGCAAGGAAAAGAAAAUAGACAAGAUUUUUUGGCCUUCGAGCAUCGCGGUAUUCGGAUCCAAUACUCCCAAGAACAAUACCCCGCAAAAUACCCUGAUGGAACCUAGUACCGUUUAUGGGAUAAGCAAGCAAUCUGGUGAGCGCUGGUGCGAGUACUAUUUUAAGAAAUAUGGUGUCGAUGUCAGAAGCCUACGCUACCCCGGUUUGAUAAGUUGGAAAACCCUGCCGGGAGGGGGCACGACCGAUUAUGCCGUGGAAAUAUUUCACGGGGCAUUAAAAAAUGGAACGUACACUUCGUUUUUGGGCCAAAAUACGUUUUUGCCCAUGAUGUAUAUGGAUGAUGCCAUUAGGGCUACAAUAGACUUGAUGCAAGCACCAUUCGAGUCUAUUGCCACUAGGUCCUCGUACAACUUGGCAGCCAUGAGUUUUUCACCCAGUGAAAUUGCGGAAAGUAUUAAAAGGCAUAUCCCCGAUUUCCAAAUUGACUACGCUCCUGAUUUUCGUCAACAAAUCGCUGAUUCUUGGCCCUCAAGCAUUGAUGACUCAAAAGCAAGGGAAGAC
Molecule: messenger RNA, 591 nt
Organism: Hippocampus comes (tiger tail seahorse)
Lineage: Eukaryota; Metazoa; Chordata; Actinopteri; Syngnathiformes; Syngnathidae
Exons: 2
Biological process (GO): L-threonine catabolic process
Molecular function (GO): L-threonine 3-dehydrogenase activity
Source: RefSeq, a predicted model, not a curated record